Molecule: messenger RNA, 3536 nt
Organism: Mastomys coucha (southern multimammate mouse)
Lineage: Eukaryota; Metazoa; Chordata; Mammalia; Rodentia; Muridae
Gene: Tmem71
Product: transmembrane protein 71
Exons: 13
Coding region: 1069-1932 (287 amino acids)
Source: RefSeq, a predicted model, not a curated record
CCGCCACCACCGCCGUCUCCACGGCCGGCCAGCCCUGACGCGACGCCCGCCUGGGACGUCAGCCGCCCGCGACGCGCCGGAAGCGGGCUGGGUUGCAUCACGUGAGAAGACAAGAUGGUUCCAAGGCCUCCGUACCAAGACAAUUCACAUCAGGGAAGAGGUUACUAUGAGAUCCUGGACUUGAAUUCUUCUCCCUUGACUGAUAUGAGUUUUGAGUAUUGUCUAGGGAGAAGCAAAUACACAAUAUUUGAAAGCCAAAGUUUAACCUUGGGACUAUAGACUACUAUAUUUAAAUUUGAGAAAAUUGCAACUCCAAGAUGCUAAGCCACAUGUCUGAGGUCCCACAGCUAGCAUGAAAGACCGUAUUAAUCAUUGCCUGUGAGCCUGUGAAACCCAUGCUCCUUCUACUUCCUGGUGUUACCUCAAUGUUUCUGGAGUAAAUGCUUCUUCUGCUGCUUAGAGAGCAUAGAUGUGUACAGAAGCACAGCGGGAUUUGAACGGUUGAAGUGACACAGAGGCUCUGAGAAGCAUCCCUCAUUGAUCACAGUAUAUCGAGUUGACCUGACUCUGGGUUGCCUGUUCCCUUCUGAUGGUCAAGGAGAUCUGCUGUAUUCACUAUGUGAACACCACUGAUGUGAUCGUGACAGGAAGUAUGACCUCAUUCUGCUGCCCUGCCUCUAGUUCGAAAAGGCUGAUAUUGAAAGUAAACAAGGGCCGGGAGACUUAACUCCCAAGAAUGACAAGCUAUGCUAUUCUAGGAAACAGCUGAAAGAUCCAGAGGCUCCUAAAGACCAAACUGCCCUGUGAAUGUGGCAGGGACAUGGUCCGCUUUCACCAGAAGGAAAGACGGAUUCCCUUCGGGAAGUAACUUCUGCACCUGUUGACAUUCUGAUGGGAUUUUUCAGCUGAAGAACAGCUCGGUCCAGCUUUCUGCACUACCAACCACAGGAAAGCGUCAUGUUUCAAUAAUCCUCCUGUCAUUUAUCAGUUGGAAGAAGAGCCUGGGGACUCCCUGUGGAGGAAUAUAAAAAAAAAAUCUGUGAAGUUUGAACAAGCGGCCUUCUCAAGAUGUACCGAGUCUCUCCACUGAUGUCGACACCAGUAGCAAAUUCCUCCAGGUCAGACAGAGGACCUUCUGGAAAGCUGUCCCCCACAAAUCUUUUCCCAAGCUUUACUUGUGACUUCCUGGAUGGAGACAGUUCUUUUGAAUGCUGCUCUAUAGACCCCCUGACAGGCUCCCACUAUAUCUGCCGCAGAAGCCCCCGACUCCUCACGAAUGGCUACUAUAUUUGGACUGAGGACAGUUUCAUCUGUGACCCAGAUGGCCACAUCACACUGAACCCCUCCCAUACCAGUGUGAUGUACAAGGAGAACUUAGUGAGAAUAUUUAGAAAGAAGAAGAGAACCCACCGUUCUCUUUCUUCUCUCUUGGACCCCCGAGGCUCUAAGUCUUGGCUGCAUGGAAGUAUCUUUGAAGAUGUCGACUCACUCCCAAGUGAGGAUCUCUGGCUGGAUGGAAUCAGGAACCUUGGAAGUGAAGUAGACUGUUCUCUCAGUGAUAGCUGGGAGUCUCAGAAGCCAAUCACAGACACAUCAGAAUUCUCCUCUUCUGGCUACAUCCUGCCUCGGCCUCUCAGAGAAAGUUCCCCAAGUUCCUCUCUUCAACUUCACAUGAAAGCAUCAGGGCACUUCAGAAAGAACAUGUUGGUGCAUUCAAGAGCUGGUUUGAUGCAUAAGGUCUCCUUUCAGGCAAUCCUCCUAGCAGUGUGCUUAAUCAUUUCUACAUGUGCAAGAUGGUUUGUGGGAGGAGAAUUAACCAGCAUCUUUACAUGUGCAUUGCUGAUCACAAUAGCUUGUGUUGUGAAAUUGCUUUUCCUCAACCUUGUCAGCUAUUUCAAAGCUACCUCCUGUGCUGGAUUUGACAGCACUUGAGGAAUACAUGUGAUGAAUGUCUUUGAUGUGAAUACCUGAGAACAGUAAUUUGGAGUCUUCUUGGGAUCAACCACUUUAUUGGAAAGGAAUGAGCAAAUGGAUAACAGAAAAAUUAAUUUGAUAAUGUUAUUUUUCUAAAAAUCUGAAUUUCCACAUGUAGUAGUAAUUGGUUCAUGAUAAUAAUAUUAAUUUUCCUUUCUUGCAAAAACACUGUCAGUUGAAAGAGAAGGGACAGGAGAAAGUAACAGAGGACAGACCACCUGGAGUAAUGUUUCCUUGUUGUUCCUAAUACAGUGAACCUCAAACAUUUAUUUUGAUUAGAGAAUUCUGUGAGAGGCCUGGAUCAUGAAUAUAGCAUGUCUGCCAUUAUGCAGCUAUGCCUUGCUAACCUACUUUAUAUUAUUCAUAAAACAAGCUUAUAUCAUUCACAAAAGCUGCAUAGGAAAUAGAUACUGUUUGUACAUACAAUACAAUAAAUGUAUGAGGUUGAAAACAUGCAUUGAUUUUAGAUGGUUAAAAUAGCUGCUAUGGUUUGUCUCUAGCUGUCCUUAUGUUGAAACUUUCAUUGUCAUUGUGACAAUGUUAAGAGGUGGCAGGACGCUUAAAAAAAGGGCCAGUGGGAUAUCCUUAUAUCUGAGGGAACUUCAGAAUGUGUAAAUAGUAAGUCCCUCAGUCUGUCUCUGGCAUUCUGUCCAGUUAUAUGAUCACUCCCACCGAUGUCCAUCAUGUGAUAUGAUGCUAUCCACCUUGAAACUAUCAGUAGAAUGAAGGGUAUGUUAGCACUAUGCAUCUGAACCUGCAGAACUGUGAGACAAGGGAAUCCCUUUUCAUCACUCAGUAUCCUGCCUUGGGUAUUUUAUUACAGUAAUGGGAAAUAGACUAAGAAAGAAGCAGAUCAUUGAGCAGGGGAGAGCCAUUCCUUGGAUUAUGAAUUCUUCUCUUAAACGAUUUUUCUUACUAGGUUUUAUUUUUUAAAUUUCUGGGGAAUAAUGGUCAUCUUUCAUUCACAUUGUGUUAAAAAUAUUAUAUAUAAACAUUCUUUAAGUACAAAAUAAAGGAAAAAUUAGCGUUUUAAAGCACAUGAAAAUAAUAAAGCUGCAUAAUGGGCUGAAAGGUUAGAGAAGAUAGUCAGCAUUCUUAGCUUUCACCAGGAACUUUCAGAUAUAGCCUGCUGAGGAGGCUCCGUGCUGAGAAACAUCUGUGUAUAGAAACUACAUACUUUAAAAUUAAUAUCAAAUUAAUCCCUUUUAUGUCUAUGGUUGUUAUUAUUCACUGUCAUCUUGACUUUAUUUAGCAUCACCCAUGAGACUCACCUUUAGUUAUGUCUUAUGUCUACAUAGUUUUUUGUACAGAGGUUGAGGAGGGAAGAUCUACCCUGAACUUGGGUACCAAUGUCCCAUGGGCAGAAUAAAAGAAAAUAAAAAUGUUCUGGGCAGAAUAAAAAAAGAGGGAAGGAGGAAGAGAGCUGAGCGCCAGCAUUCUUCUAUCUCUUUUUCUUGACUAUGGACACAAUGUGACAAUUUCCUCAAAUUCCUGCUCCUUGUCUUCCUAUCAUGAGCUGUAACCCCUUAAACUUUGAGUCAAAUAAACCUUUCUUUUCUUAA